GGGCCUUUCUGCAGCGGACCUGAACACAUUUCGGGUCCUGUUUAAAGGAGUGAGGUGCGUCAUCAUAGAUGAGGUCAGCAUGUUAUCAUCGGACCUACUAAGACAUGUAGAUCGGCGACUUCGCCAAAUAAGGUGUGAUAGAAUGGAUGAACCCUUUGGGGGCUUUGAUAUCAUUCUCUGUGGGGACUUGAGGCAGCUGCCACCCGUUAGAGCAGCCGAGGUGUUCAAGCGACCAAAGGCGAGUGCAUCCGUGUUUAUCACCGAAGUUAUACCGUGGCAUCACUUGGAAUACUUUCCUCUGACGCAAGUUGUCCGCCAGAGCGACGCGGUGUUCUCGAAUCUCUUAACCAAGAUUGGAGACGGCGCACCGUUGGAGGACCUUGAAGUUGAGCUACUGGAGACUCGGUUUGUCGAUCUAGAUGGGGCAGCGCAGUGUCCCGACGCAGUUCGCUUGUACUACAGCAACAACGAAGUGGAUUCAUACAAUGAAAAGGUUGCCAAUUUAAGUCGAAACAAAGUGGAACAUCCAGCGAGAGAUGUGGUGUUGGGCCACAGGUCGCAAGAAGAGAAAGAAUUGGCUAAUCGGGGAAUGGAGACCUUUAGUCGAGCCGAGACGGGCAACUUGCCUGCACUAGUUGUCUUGUGUAUGGAUAAACCGUACAUGUUGCUCCGCAAUAUAGACAUCACGGAUGGAUUGGUGAAUGGAAUGGUUGGGACACUCAAGCUAAUUGAGUAUGACGCACAAUCAGAACCAUGCAGGGUUUGGCUGCGGUGUCCAGCUGGUGUUGGCGUAAUGGCCAAGCCAAAACUUGCACAGCGUAGGUUUGGCCGUCACAUAAACGGUUGUGUACCCAUAGAUUUGGUGUCCAUGCAAUUUCAACUCAAGGGGAAAUUGCUGAAGCAUAUGUCAGAGAAACGAACACAGUUUCCCUUGAUACCUGCCAGUGCCAUGACCAUACACAAGUCUGAAGGAGGAACUUUCGAUGCUGUUGUGUAUGAGUACGCGUCAAACCACCCGCAGAAACUUGUAUAUGUAGCCCUGAGUAGGGCCACAUGUUUAGAAGGACUGUACCUCACUAACAAGGAAGGGUGCCAUAAGUUUACCCACAGAGGUCCCAAUGUGGAUAACAUUCUCAAAGCAGAGUUUGACCGUUUGCAGAAACAUACCUCGGAGACUGCGUUCAACCGAUGUGAGCAGUUGGUGGCGAACAAUACGGCUACAGUGGCUACAUUGAACGUUAGGUCAUUGUCUAGCCAUAGUGAAAGUAUAUGUAUGGACUCCUUGCUUAUGUCUGCCCAUGUCCUGGUCUUUACAGAAACUGGAGAUUGCACAAGAAAUCCCGUGAUAAUACAUGGUUUCCAUCGUGUGGGUUCGGCACAUCGUGUCAACCAGACUAGAAAUGCUGGAGUGGCUAUAUAUGUCAGGAAACCUCUCCAAGGAACCAUUGUAACACCCCCAGUGCCAACAGAACCAGGAGAAGCGUUGUGCAUACAGAUUCCAGCCUUGGAGUUAGUUGUGGCUGGAGUCUACAUAUCACCGCAGACUGGCUAUGAAGAUGCCAUUAACAUCCUGGCAAAUGGACUGCCUGAACGAAUGGACAAGAGAACAUUGAUCUGCACAAGAGAUUUCAACAAAGACCCCAAAAGAGAUGCAGCAUUCAUAGAAGCCCUUGAUGCCAGGUACUCCCUCGACCUGUGUUCAUUGCAACCAAACUCUACGACCCAUUGGGGAAGCAGCUUGGACUUGAUCCUGCAUAGAAAUGUGGCAAGAAAGUAUGAAAUCAGUGAUGUACAAACGAAGAGCCACUACUUUACAGACCAUCAAAGCGUAUUUAUAAGUUUGAAAAUAAAGGAUGAGACAAAGUGACACCUGUGUUGUCAUUCUUUAGCUAUGAAAUACUGGUACAACUAAGAUUAUCAACCAGUCUAGUAAAACUAAUGGCUCGUUUCGCUCUUAGACCGACAUUUGCAGCACCGGUUAGAAUACAACCUUACACAUUCAGGUCUAAACCGAGUAGGCUUGAAACUGAUGUUCAGCCACGACCUAGCGUAAGAGAGGCUGAAACUAGUGUACAACCACAUCCUCACACAUAGAAGGGGAACGUGGCUACAACCGCUGGGACUACAGCCGCUGCUGCUGCUGGGGGUACGUCCAUAUAGGGAGUGGGAGUAGUGGGGUAACCAAGGGUGUUUCCAAUGUACUUUCCAUGGGUGCCAAGAACGCCGUUGUAGCCAGUGCUGGAGCUGCGUUUGUACAUUCUGCAUUAGCUUCACCGGCAACCACGUAUAUAGCCGCUACAGCACUUCUCGCCUCACUACUGGUACUUGCACACAGAAUGACCAAGAAUUAAAAUAGCUAAACCAAGUAUUACCGAGUAAAUCCAAGUAUAACCAAGUAUUGCCGAGAAAAUCGAGUGCUGCUAAGCAAUACCUCGCCCUCAAAAAAAAAAAAAAUAAGACCGCGCAAUAUGCAACGCAUUCUUGGCUUAACCAAGCUAAGCCUGGCCAUUCUUUUUUUCUCUCCCUGUGUCUCUCAUCCUUUCCCCGAGUGAUCGGCUCGGAAAAGGUAGCCAGGAACGAAGGCGCCGGCAGCCUCCUCCUUUUGCCUUUUCUUUUCUUGCUGUCGUUACUUUUUCGUGAGUUUUGCUCAGCCAAACACAGCUCGCACCUUUCGUACAUCGCCGGAGUUCGCCUCUGACAGCCGACCGAGAAGGUCACGUUAGGAGCUCU
Messenger RNA from Dermacentor andersoni, 2730 nucleotides. NCBI's taxonomy places the organism in Eukaryota, Metazoa, Arthropoda, Arachnida, Ixodida, Ixodidae. The record is from RefSeq and is a predicted model, not a curated record.